GAGACAAUUUGAUACAUGAUUUUUUUGUAUUUGCAGGUCUGCUUAAAAAAUUAUACUGGUGGUGAAAUGGAAAGUGAUCGACGAAUUAUGGUACUAAAAAAGGGAAUUAGUCUUAACUAUCAGCAUCACUGGAUCGUUGAUAAUAUGCCUGUUACUUGGUGCUACCCCUUGGAUAACGAUAAACAAUACUGUAGCACAGGCUUUCCUAUGGGUUGUUUUGUCCGGCCAGAUAGCGAUGAAGCGUGCCUUGUUAACCCUAAUUACAAUCGUCGCGGUUUUUAUUAUAUUUUUAAUCAUGUUGAUUUACGUAUCACAUACCAUGGUGAUCAACCUGAAAAUAGCGCCGGGUUCCGAGGAAAUGGUGGCCGAAUAAUAUCUGUUAAGAUAAUACCACGUUCAAUUAAUCACCUUAAUCCUUCGAAAAUAGAUUGCGAUAAUACGGACCCACUUGCUAUACAAAGUAACUCACUACGUCAUGGAGAGCAGUUUUCAAUUUCUUAUACAUAUAGCGUGCAAUUCAAUAUGGAUAAUUCGGUAAAAUGGUCAUCACGAUGGGACUAUAUUUUAGAAUCCAUGCCGCACACAAAUAUUCAGUGGUUCUCUAUCCUUAACUCUCUAAUAAUUGUGCUAUUUCUUUCGGGAAUGGUUGCAAUGAUAAUGUUACGGACACUGCAUAAGGAUAUUGCACGAUACAAUCAAAUGGAUAGUGGUGAAGAUGCGCAGGAAGAAUUCGGCUGGAAAUUAGUACACGGGGAUGUAUUUAGGCCACCGCGGAAAGGAAUGUUGCUAUCAAUUUUUCUUGGAUCUGGCGUUCAAGUUACGUUUAUGACCUUAAUCACAUUAGCAUUUGCUUGCUUGGGGUUUCUUUCACCUGCUAAUCGAGGAGCGCUUAUGACUUGUGCAAUGGUUUUAUUUGUCUCACUGGGCACACCAGCAGGAUAUGUCUCAGCAAGGAUUUAUAAGAGUUUUGGAGGAAUGAAAUGGAAAAGCAAUGUUAUUCUUACUUCAGUAGUAUGUCCUGGCGUGGUGUUUGGACUCUUUUUCGUAAUGAACUUAGUCCUUUGGCACGAAAGCAGCUCAGGAGCGGUUCCCUUUAGCACGCUAAUAGCCCUUCUAGGGCUGUGGUUUGGAGUAUCAGUGCCGUUAACUUUUGUGGGAGCUUAUUUGGGAUUUCGAAAACGGAUCUUGGAGCAUCCUGUUCGAACAAACCAAAUUCCACGACAAAUUCCGGAUCAAUCGAUUUACACACAACCAAUUCCAGGAAUAAUUAUGGGAGGCGUUUUACCAUUUGGAUGUAUUUUUAUUCAAUUAUUUUUUAUUCUUAGUUCUAUUUGGUCUAAUCAAAUGUAUUAUAUGUUUGGGUUUCUAUUCCUCGUUUUUCUAAUAUUGAUCAUAACCUGUUCCGAGACUACAGUUCUACUGUGUUAUUUUCAUCUUUGUGCGGAGGAUUAUCACUGGUGGUGGCGAUCGUUUUUAACAUCUGCAUUCACGGCUGUUUAUCUGUGCAUAUACUGUUGCCAUUACUUUUUUACUAAACUUUCGAUUAAGGAUGGAGCAUCUGUAUUCUUAUAUUUCGGCUAUACUUGCAUUAUGGUAUUUUUGUUUUUUUUACUUACCGGAACGAUAGGUUUUGUGGCUUGCUUUUUUUUUGUUCGUAAAAUAUAUAGCGUAGUUAAAGUUGAUUAAGGGUUCGUUUUAAUGAGGGGCCAAUGUAUUACGUUUAAAGCAGCAUAAUAUUCUCUGUAUAUAAAAUUUAAUGAUUUCUAUUCUCGAUUUCAUGGAUUCCUUUAAUAUAUGUAAUAUAUUACCAACAUGCUUAUAAAACA
Molecule: messenger RNA, 1826 nt
Organism: Rhagoletis pomonella (apple maggot)
Lineage: Eukaryota; Metazoa; Arthropoda; Insecta; Diptera; Tephritidae
Gene: TM9SF2
Product: transmembrane 9 superfamily member 2
Exons: 3
Coding region: 16-1686 (556 amino acids)
Biological process (GO): protein localization to membrane
Cellular component (GO): membrane
Source: RefSeq, a predicted model, not a curated record